Messenger RNA from Suillus plorans, 354 nucleotides. RefSeq lists its product as uncharacterized. Bases 58 to 282 code for a protein of 74 amino acids. NCBI's taxonomy places the organism in Eukaryota, Fungi, Basidiomycota, Agaricomycetes, Boletales, Suillaceae. The transcript has 2 exons. The record is from RefSeq and is a predicted model, not a curated record.
GGGAGCAUCGCUGGGAGUGUGAUUUGUGGGCAUUGGUCUGAUCGGGUGCUUGCAAAGAUGAUGGAAGCGAAUGGAGGAAAGUGGUGUGCAGAAAUACGUUUGGAGAGCUCAUUAUUGGGGAUGCCGUGGCUACCUCCGGCUGUUAUCAGUUAUGCUUGGGUGUGCAAAAAGCAUGUCAAUGUUGCUGUCAUUUGUGUCAUGCUCAUUCUGAUUGGAUUUUCCUCCACGUCGGUGCACCGGUUAUUCAUUGUCAUCGUUGUUCUGACAUCUACUUCCAGAUGAAUGUCUACUAGCUUGUUGGCAUACCUUGUUGAUGCCAACCUUGGUCGCUCGUGUACAGCAGUGGCUACAAAC